AUGAAUAUAUCAUACGUGCAUGCAUCAGAGGUGACCUCACAAGCAUUUGCUUCUGGUCUCCUAGCCUUGCUGAAUAAACGCAGAUUUGAUUUGAUUUGUUUUGAAACCGGGAACCCCGCCACAACCUCCCACAUGAGUCAUCUGCAACUCUCCUUCCCGUACGGCUACAUCUCAAAGCAGACAUCCAUUGACAGCCAUGUUGGCACGUGGAGACAGCCCUACAGGAUUGUUGCCGGAAGUGGGAGAGUGGUCAAAAUAACGCUCGUGUUUUUUGGCGGCAACUCCAAGAAGAAAGCAGUGAACAAGAAAGAUGGUGAUGAUGAUGAUGAUGGCGAACAUGGUAAUGAUAGUGAGGAUGAGAAUGAUGAUGAUGAUGGAAACUACAACUCCAGAGGGAAAAAACAUUCUCACAAAUUCAAGCAUAAAGAAGAUGAUAAUGACGGCGGAUUUGAUGACGUCACUGAUGACGUAGGCAAUGCGUCACGUGAGGAGUCGGUGUGCUACGAAGUGGGGAGUGUGUGGAGGGGGGGAGGCGAUGUUGAGGAUGGAGAUGGUGGUGCUGGUGAUGCUGCAGAUAGCACGCGCAUCAACAUCAACAACAACAACAACUAUAACAACAUCAACAACAUCAACAACUACAACAUCAACAACUACAACUACAACAUCAACAACUACAACAAAACCAUGACGCUGUGUACGUCGAAGCAGCAUGAACACAAAGUGUUGUACGCGAGUGAAGAUGGCGGAAAUGACGUCAUCGUGCAAAUGAUUGAUGGCACCUACCUGAGGAAGCUGCCUAACUUCAUGUUGCAUUAUGAAGCUUCUAGUUUGCAAAUCACGUGUCAACAGCAGAAGCCUGACGUCAUAGUCUCUAUUCUUGCAUCAUUACAUUGCCACAUCAUCGCAUGA
Messenger RNA from Helobdella robusta, 909 nucleotides. RefSeq lists its product as hypothetical. Lineage: Eukaryota; Metazoa; Annelida; Clitellata; Rhynchobdellida; Glossiphoniidae. The coding region runs from base 1 to 909 and encodes 302 amino acids. The transcript has 6 exons. The record is from RefSeq and is a predicted model, not a curated record.